AUGCAAAAGUCUAAGUUUACCAGAAAUAGAUCGAAUAGUUGUAAUAAUACCUCUCUGUCAGAUCUUCAAAUAGAUCCUAAAAUUCGCUCUCACAGUCUUUCAUUACCAACUUCGAAUGCAUCUAGUAUUCGAAAUAAAAAUUCAGAAACUGAAAAACACAGAAUCAAGAAUAAUGUUACAAUCAAUAAGAGAUCGAAGAAUCCAAUAGUUAAAAUCAUACAUUCUUUCAAGCGAACAGAAGAUGUUGAUCUUGAGACUGGUGAGACAAAAUUGAAAUCUGAGCUAAAUGGGUUUUCGUUGCAAAUGAUAGCUAUUGGGGGGUCAAUUGGUACAGGGUUACUCUUAGGUAGUGGUAAAUCCUUGAGUGAAGGUGGGGCUGUACCCUUGUUGCUUGGAUACAUACUAGUAGCAACAUUUAUAUAUUGUAUGUGUCAAGCAUUAGGCGAGCUCUCGGUAGCUAUGCCAGUGACUGGAUCUUUUACCAAAUACUCAGUUAUGUUGAUAGACAAAAGUUGGGGAUUUGCAAUGGGUUGGAAUUAUUGCUUACAGUGGCUAAUUUUAUUACCAAUGGAAUUAGUUGCAGCUUCAAUGACAAUUAAAUUUUGGCCAGUUAUUGCAGACUACUUACCAGAUUAUAUGGUUAUUACCAUAUUUUAUGCGAUGAUCAUUUGUAUGAAUUUACUUAGUGUAAAGUAUUAUGGGUUGUUUGAAGUUAUAUUUUCAUUAUUAAAAGUUGUUGCUAUUGUAAUAUUUCUAAUUGUUGGGUUAUUUAUAGACAUUGGUGUAAUCGGGGACGAGAGAAUUGGAUUUAAAUAUUGGAAAGAUCCUGGUAUUUUCUCUGGAAAUGGAUUCAAUGGAUUCAUUGGGGUUGUCGUUACUGCUGCAUUCAGUUUCUCUGGAAGUGAAUUGGUUGGCAUAACAGCAUCUGAAUCAAGAAACCCAGAUAAGGAAGUUCCAAAAGCCAUUAAGCAAGUUUUCUGGAGAAUAUGUGGAUUUUAUUUGUUUUCGUUAUUCAUAGUAGGGCUAUUGGUACCAUUUACUCAUCCAAAUUUAGUUGGAGAUCAUAAAUCGGAUGUCAAUGCAUCCCCAUUUGUAUUGGCUUUGACAAAUACAAAGAAUAAUGCAUUUGCGAAUAUAAUGAAUGUCGUGAUAUUAAUAUCCAUCCUAUCUGUGGGGAACAGUUCCAUCUAUGCAUCUUCGAGAACCUUAAUUGCACUCUCCGAAAAUAAGCAAGCACCUAGUCUAUUAAACUACAUUGAUAAGAAGAAACGGCCUUUAAUUGCAAUUGCAAUAUCCAUCAGUUUUGGUUCUUUAGCCUAUAUAUCGGUACUUUCUCCAACGGGGUCAGAAAUAAUGUUUCUUUGGCUAAUGUCCAUAUCUGGAAUAUCAGUAUUAUGUACGUAUGGAACCAUUACACUCUGCCAUAUAAGAUUCAGGAAAGCAUUGAGACUUAAUGAUAUCUCCUAUAAAGAAGAAUUGCCUUUCUGUUCUCAGAUAGGACUCACAGGCUCGUGGUAUGGAUUGGUAGUAAGCAUUGUGAUAGCCAUCUCUCAGAUAUAUAUUGCAAUCACACCAGUUAAUGGCCACUUUGCUAUUGCCGAUUUCUUUCAAAAAGUCUUGGGAUUAUUAGUUAUAUCAAUAUUUUACUUUGUUCACAAGAUCUACUUGUACGCAAGAUAUGGAGAGUUCCAGUUAUUAGUUGAUUUGAAAACUGUUGAUAUGAAAUUUGGACGAUUCGCCAAUGAUCAAAUCAGACAGGAAUUUAGAGAAAAGUUUCAACAAGAACGGAUUAUUAUGAAUCAAAAGCCCUGGUAUAUCAAGACGUACAAUGUUUGGUGUUGA
This is a messenger RNA of Debaryomyces hansenii CBS767, 1842 nucleotides long. Its product is annotated as DEHA2D10164p. Gene Ontology annotation, biological process: amino acid transmembrane transport. Gene Ontology annotation, cellular component: membrane. The transcript has a single exon. The coding region runs from base 1 to 1842 and encodes 613 amino acids. The record is from RefSeq and is a predicted model, not a curated record. Gene Ontology annotation, molecular function: amino acid transmembrane transporter activity. NCBI's taxonomy places the organism in Eukaryota, Fungi, Ascomycota, Pichiomycetes, Serinales, Debaryomycetaceae.